Molecule: messenger RNA, 1161 nt
Organism: Fraxinus pennsylvanica
Lineage: Eukaryota; Viridiplantae; Streptophyta; Magnoliopsida; Lamiales; Oleaceae
Source: the annotation of a GenBank genome assembly
AUGCCAUUCCUCGAAAGUCCACUGCAGCCGCUCAAGCAACCUGUUUAUUUAAACACUGAUGAAGUAAUUGUGUGGUAUCUUCCCUUCAAUUUGAAGCUUCAAAUGACUUUCUCUGCAGAAACAGAAAGUCCUCUGCUACCUGUAUGGAGUUAUCGGUGUGUCUCAAAACGAUGGUACAAUUUGUUAACUAAUGACAGGGACUUGAUGACGCGUCACUCAGAAUUGUCUAAGCGAAAACCUCUGUUAUUGAUCCGGAAAUAUAUUUCGGAUGCAAAUGGGGAAAUGGAUAGAAGCAAAGUCACUAUUGAAUUGACCUCUAUAGACAUGGAGGGAAAUAUAACAGAUGAAUUCAGGGAAGUACUUGAUGGCCCUGUUCAUACAUUCAUCUCUUGCUAUCCUUUCAGUGUUUUAUGCUGCAUGUACUCUCUUUAUAUUUGCAAUCCUAGUAUUCGUCAAGUUGUUCGCGUCCCCUAUCCUUCUAAUGCUCGUCUAUACAACAUAGGAUUUGGAUACCUUCCUAAGUCGAACGAGUUCAAAAUUGUGCAUUUGUUGUACCAUUCCUUUGUUAGAGACGGAAAAUUCGGGUGCGAGAUUUUUAGUUUUAAACAUGGUGAGGGAGUCCACUCUGGCUUUUGGAGAACAUUUGGAGAUUAUCCUUGUAGUGCCUGGAUUGAUGGUCACCCUCUAUUCCUGAAUAAAGCUAUAUACUGGGGGCUAAUUGCUACUUCGUGGAACGACAAGUCUGUUCUCUCGUUCAACUUGGAGAAUGAAGAAUUUAGCAUUAUUUCGUAUCCCGUAUCUGAUUCUGAAAAGUACAUCUUCUUGGAAUAUACAGGGAUUAAGGGGUGUUUAUCUUUGGUGGGGUGUUCAGCAGGAACAUCUACCCUGGAUAUUUGGUUGCUGAAGGAUGAGAAGAAGAAGAUUUGGGUGUUGGAAUAUAGUAUUAGUUUCUCUCCCUUAAAUGUUAAGUUUUUGAUUCCUUGUGAUAAUCAGUGCGAAGAAAUAUUGAUCCAUGUGGAGCAAAGCGGGCUCAUUUGUUAUAGUGUCAAGAAUCAAACCUGUAGAAGGAUUGAAUACAGCAGAGCCAUGAAGAAUUUCAAUAAGCCAUGUCUUUACUACGAUAGCCUUAUUCCUCUACGCUCUGUGACACGUCUUGAAUAG